Molecule: messenger RNA, 4171 nt
Organism: Paramacrobiotus metropolitanus
Lineage: Eukaryota; Metazoa; Tardigrada; Eutardigrada; Parachela; Macrobiotidae
Exons: 6
Coding region: 1701-4022 (773 amino acids)
Biological process (GO): G protein-coupled receptor signaling pathway
Cellular component (GO): membrane
Molecular function (GO): G protein-coupled receptor activity; serine-type endopeptidase inhibitor activity
Source: RefSeq, a predicted model, not a curated record
UCGCCGUGUAAGAAGUUUAUUUAAACCAAAAUAAAUUUAGUUUGAAGACAUCAGCUUUCAAAGAACGAAAAAAAAUAUUCCGUUGAACAUAAAUUUACCUGAAGUGAAUUAACAGCCGCAAAUGCGGUGAUGCUACAGCCACCCUUGUAUGGCGGUGAUUGCAAAUACUUGAGCGUAGUGCAGUGGCAGUCGUGGCGUGGCUAAAGCGCUUUCGUAUCUGAUUUCUUUACGAGACAUUUGCAAGAAAACGGUUCAAGCUUUUUUAAAAAUUUCAAGUACUCUGAAAAGGGCACAUCUUGUUUAAUCGUAUAAGAAAAAAAUCCAAACGAAAAUCGUUUUGUAGAAAAUGUUAUUUCGGGUGUUUCACUUAACCGACCAUCGCCUAUUCACUUAUCAUAGUGUUUCACUUAAGCGACCAUACGGGUAGAUUUCGUAGUUUUGUAUAAUUAACACGUGCCAUCUCAUGCAUAAUUUGCAGUUUCUCCUUAACCGUCCCGAAUUAAACGCGCAGCGGAAGUGCAUUAUUAUUAUCAUUAUCAUUAUUAUUAUUACCACACUCCUUUUAAUGGAAGUGGCUGUUAUAGUGCUACUGGAAAAGUGUCUUUGGUUAGUGUGGAAAAUUUAUUACUUUUUUGGUUUGAUUUUAUGAGAUAAAAGUUACCCAACCUAGGAAUCGAAACCAGGACAUACAGUUUUAAAGCCAGACGUCCCAACACCAAGCUAUGGGCAAUUUACAUUAUUAUGCAUAUUUAAAAUAAUGUAUGAUUAUCGUUACGUAUGCGGUAUGAGGUGCUCGUACAUACAAUUGCGGUGGAUGGUAAUUGUCUUCGAUCACCAGGAAAGUUGACCGGCGUUUCAACCAAGGAAAUCUGACACGUAUCGAUCGCCGGCAUGUGCAGUAUGUAAUUACGUAAAAAGGGCAUCAUCCGCACCACGUGCGCAUGUGCUGGUAUAUAUCGGCAUUAACGGUACAAUCGGCUGAUAGAUGACGCUGGCCGUGGCCGCAGAUCCGUGUCAUUCUCCGCCGCCGGGACAAACUAACCUUUCAUGUAUCAUCCCAAACAAACGCAUCACUUGUUAACUGAUUGGUUUCUAGUAUGGCUUUUAACCGGCAUCCAGCCGCGUUUUUAUUUGUUAUGUGUUUCAGCGUGUGGCUGGAUGUGUAGCUAGCCGCAGCUUAACCGAGUAGUUCUUUUAUUAUUUCUCGCCGUUUAACGAUGCUAAAGUUCUCGGGAACUUUGUUUUGCAUUCUGUAGUGAAAUGAUUUGUAUACAUCGGCGUAAAAAUAAUACCGGCGUUUACUUGUAAAUCUGCCAGCAGAUUUGCAUACACCACAGUUAAAAAGUUGUCGGGAUUUCUUCUUUGAAUUUUGCACCCAGAUUAGUGGCAUACAUCGCUGUCGAUUUUGCCACAAUUUCACCAACGUUUUUCUUUACAUUCUGCAGCCAAAUGAUUUGUAUACACUGGCCUUACAACUUUCCGGAAGUUUUUCUAAACCGUUUCUUUUUUCAUUCUGUAGCAAAAUUAUUUGUAUGUAUCGGCAUGAAAAUUAUACCGGUGUUUUCUCUGCAAUCAGGCAGAUGAUAAGUUUUAGGCCGUCGUUAAAAAAUUCCAGGAGUUUUUCUGGACGGUUUUAUCUCAUUCUGUAACCAAAUGAUUUGUAUACAUUUUGCACCGCACUUCAACACACCGGCAAGCAUAUGGCGACUCUGAACGGCAGCGAGCCGGUGCCGGUAUGGAUGGAAUACAGCGGCUGGAGUGCGGCAUGGUUUAUCAUCCAUCUGACCAUUAGCCAGGCAGGCGGCGCCGUGCAUCUCCUGCUCAUCGGGGUGCUACUGCUGGAGCGGCGGCUGCGCGGGGGUUCCGGCGGAUUAGUACUGCAUCUGGUGGUGUUAGAAGGGCUGGUGUGCGGGGUGCACAUGCCCCUAGCCGCCAUCUUAUCCGAUGGGAUGCAACGCGGACGCUGGGAUAUUCGGCCGGUGUGCCCGGUGAUACACUUCCUGUUCUUGACCACUAGUCAGGCCGGGUACUGGACGUCCUUUUUCUUGGCGGUCAACCGGUUCAUCGCGGCCGCCAUCCCCCACCUCUACCCGCGCCUCACCCGCCCGCCGGCCAUCCUGGCCAUGCUCACCGCCAGCUGGACGGUAGCCGUCAGCACCACCGCGCCGCUCUUCGCGCAGCACGGCGGCGUGAUGACGGUGCUGCCGCCGUGGAUGGCCUGCGGGAUCCGCGUCACUAGCGUCCCUUUGCGCACCGCCGCCCAGGUGGUGGGCGUGUAUAUCCCGCUCGUGGGGUCCGUGGUGUUGUAUGCGGUGUCGGUGGUGUUGUUGAGCCGGCAGCGGCGGCGCCGUGUGGCGGAGGAGGGCCGGAAGGCGGUCCCGGAGCGGCGGCUGCGGGUGGCGCGGAUGCUGUUGGUGUCGACGGUGGUGCUGGGGCUGGCGUAUGUCCCGGGGGUGGUGCUGUUGGCGCAGUAUAAGAGUGUCGUCGCGGGGCUGCCGGUGGUGGAUCUGUGGAUAAGGACGCUGUUUCUCCUGGCGUACGCCGUACAACCGCUGCGCGGUCCCGUGGAGCAUCUGGGCUUCGAUAUGUUCCACUGCGGGAUGGAGUAUGUGGAUCAGCAGGAUGCCGACGGGCCCAAUCAGAAUAUGGUCAUCGGGACGUUUGCGGCAGCCUCGGCCGCCGGAUUAAUUUAUGUCGGAUCCGGUGGGAAGGCCGAACGCCGGCUGUCGAAAAUCCUGCAUUUUGAUAAGAUUUUUGAGGAGCGGUGUACGCCGGAGUUGAUUACCAUCGCGUUCCGGCAGGCCGUCUCGGUUCUUACAAAACGCCACGACCGCCAUUUUCCCAUCAAGGAGGAGAAGAUGUGUUCGGCGUUCCAGUUAGUCCUGGCGCACCGCGCCUUCUUCCGCAAGGGCAUCCACGUGACCUCCGAGUUCUACAACAACGCCCGCGCCUUCAGUCUGGAUGUCGGGAAGAUCGAGGGCCUGAGCGACACCGCCGACCUGGAGACCCUCCGGCAGGAGAUCAACGCCUGGGUAUCGCAGAACACCCACGGCCAGGUCCCGGAGACCCUCCCGCCCCUGGCCUUCGUCGACCACGAGGAGGCCCUGACCAAUAUGUUCCUCAUCAGUGUCACCUCGCUUCGCGGGCGCUGGAUGGAGCCCUUCCCGCCGGAGCGGAUCCAGCCCGACACCUUCCGCAACUUCAACGGCUCGGAGGCCAGAAUUCACUUUCUGACCGCCCCGGUCGUCCACCUCCCGUAUUUCGAGGACCGGCGCGCCAAUGUCCGGUAUUUGGAGAUUCCGUAUGCGAAUAACGAGGCGUCGCUGUGUAUUUGCCUGCCAUAUGAUGAAAAGAAAAGGUCACUGAAACAAAUGAUGCAACAGCUGGAGUAUGGUCAGCUGAAGAAGAUUGGCCACCGGAAGCGGUUGCGGAAGGUGGAUCUGAAGCUGCCCAUCUUCCAGGUGCAGCACUGCUUCAAUCUCAAAGGCUUCUUUGAGCGGAUCGGCGUGGAAGACGGGCCGAAUGAUGAUUUGUCCAAAAUGGUCAAUGGCGAGUUUCAUGCCUUCCGACUGACCGGCGCCUAUCACAAAUGUACCUUUGGUAUUAAUGAGCACGGGACCUGUGCGGAGUAUUUCGACGAAUCCAACCAACCGGCCACGGGCGACGAGAACACCGUGCAGCACCCGCCGGCACCGCGCCCGCGCAGCACCUCCUGCGCGUCCAACGUGGCGCCGGUGAAGCGCACCCUGAAAUCCACGGUGCUGGAGCCGGUGACCUUUCACGCCACACACCCCUUCAUCUUCGCCGUGCGGCACAACCUCACGGCCAUGCUGCUGUUCUGUGGCCGCGUGGUGGAUCUGACGCCGAGCGGCGACGCGCCGCAGAUGCACGUCAACGGCUGUAUGUCGGAGACGGCGGUGCGGCCGGUCACGGAGAAGGAGAAGACCUUCCUGGAGCGGACCAAGGAGUGGUUCAUGCAGGAGAAGGGGCUCAUUGGACGCAAACGCACCGGCACUUUAUGAUUAUUAUUUAUUCAACGGUGAAUUUGUAAACGAUUUUCGUCACAUAAAAUUGACAAAAUUGACCAAUGAUGAUUUUUUUUUAAUUUAUUAAAAAAAGCUGACCAAUCGCGUUAAAUAUCAUGGAGCGUUUGAGCAACAUGUUUAAUUUG